Fusarium sp. VM40 is the source of this 855-nucleotide messenger RNA. The record is from the annotation of a GenBank genome assembly. NCBI's taxonomy places the organism in Eukaryota, Fungi, Ascomycota, Sordariomycetes, Hypocreales, Nectriaceae.
AUGCUCCUGUUGCAAAUAUUUCUCUAUGUCGCCGCAGUCUGGGCAGCAUGCAACGGCCAUGAUGAACUCUGCAAGCGGAAGUAUUCAGAUAUCACAUUUAUAGGCACACACAACAGCGCAUUUGUGGGAAGGCUACCUGUUCACAACCAAUGCAUCUCAGUCACAGAGCAACUUGAUCUUGGUGUGAGGUUCCUGCAAGCUCAGACACAGGACAAGGAUGGUGAUAUUCAGAUGUGCCAUACUCACUGUUGGGAGUUGGAUGAAGGCCCUUUAGAGGAUUAUUUGCAGGAGAUCUCGGACUGGAUGGGAAAGAACCCGGAUGAAGUCGUGACGUUGCUCUUGACCAAUAUCGACGCUUUACCUAUCGAGAAGUUCGACGACGCCUUCAACAGUACGGGACUCAAGGAGUUUGUGUUUCAUCCCGAGAAGAAACUCGCCCUUGAUGAAUGGCCGACCUUACAGCGAUUUCUUGACGACGGAACACGUCUCGUUGUAUUUAUGGACUACAAUAUGGACGAGAGCAAAGUCGACUACAUCAUCAACGAAUUCGACUACUUUUGGGAAACACCCUUUGGCGAAACCGACUCUUCAUUCCCCACUUGCGAGGUUGAUCGGCCUGAGAACGGGGAUCCUGUCAAGCUCAUGGGAACCAUGAACCACAUGCUGAAUCAUGACGUCUUGGGUAUUGUGAUUCCGAAUCAACUUGAUGCAGAAGAGACCAACUCGGCCGAAUCUAUUCAGAGCCAGGUGGAUCUCUGUGAGGGUAAUUGGAGCAGGCGACCGAAUGUUAUUCUUUUGGAUUGGGUCAAUGUUGGAGACGCGGUAGAUGUUCAGUUGUCUUUGAAUGGAUUGUGA